This is a messenger RNA of Bombyx mandarina (wild silkworm), 1618 nucleotides long. RefSeq names its product Sex peptide receptor (gene SPR). Gene Ontology annotation, biological process: G protein-coupled receptor signaling pathway. NCBI's taxonomy places the organism in Eukaryota, Metazoa, Arthropoda, Insecta, Lepidoptera, Bombycidae. Gene Ontology annotation, molecular function: G protein-coupled peptide receptor activity. Gene Ontology annotation, cellular component: membrane. The record is from RefSeq and is a predicted model, not a curated record.
CUACCCUCUGCAUCGAUGAAGAAAUGAUCGGGAGCACGUUAGCCUAAACGGAAUCAAAGAUGGCGGUCACCAUAGACAAUUCAACGAACGACUUCGAAUUCCAGAAGCCAUUCAACUACUCAAUUAACGAGAACAUCACCUACUUCGAUUACACUAACUUCACUUCGGACGAUUUCUGCGCAUCAAACAACUCACACGUAUACUUAAACGUCACCUGUGAGUUCGCUAUAAGCUAUGCUGAGCCUAUGUACGGGUACAUCGCACCGUUUCUGCUAGCUACAACGACGGUUGCCAACACCCUGAUCGUGGUGGUGCUAUCGCGGAGGCACAUGAGGACGCCCACCAAUGCCGUGCUGAUGGCGAUGGCUCUUUGCGACAUGUUCACCAUGCUGUUCCCGGCGCCGUGGCUAUUCUACAUGUACACCUUUGGAAACCACUACAAGCCGCUAAGCCCUGUCAGAGCGUGCCAAGCUUGGAAUUACAUGAACGAGGUGAUUCCAGCGAUGUUCCACACGGCUAGUAUCUGGUUGACGUUAGCCUUAGCCGUCCAGAGAUAUAUCUACGUUUGCCACGCGCCCGUCGCCAGGACCUGGUGUACCAUGCCCCGGGUGAUGAAAUGUCUGAUCUACAUAGGAAUAGCAGCGUUUCUUCAUCAGCUACCGCGCUUCUUCGACAGAUGCUACACGCCUCACAAGACUGUGUGGCGGGGGCGCGUUGAGGAAGUCUGCAGAAUCGAGAUGGCCUCUUGGGUGAAAGCGCUCUCCGUCGACGCCUAUUUCAUCUCCUACUUCGGCUUCAGAGUUUUGUUCGUCCACUUAAUCCCGUGCACAUCCUUAGUUGUCCUGAACGUGCUCCUCUUCAGGGCCAUGAGGACGGCCCAAAUAAACAGACAGAAGCUGUUCAAAGAGAACCGGAAAUCGGAGUGCAAGAGGCUCAGAGAUUCUAACUGCACCACCCUGAUGUUGAUAGUCGUGGUCACGGUUUUCCUCCUCGUGGAAAUACCCGUGGCCGUCGUCACUAUCCUCCACAUAAUAUCCAGCACGAUUGUCGAGAUCUUGGACUACCAUAUCGCGAAUAUUCUCGUUCUGGUAACGAAUUUCUUCAUUAUCGUUUCCUAUCCAAUCAACUUUGCUAUAUAUUGCGGUAUGUCGCGUCAAUUCAGGGAGACCUUCAAAGAGUUGUUUAUCAGAGGCACGGUUACCAGUAGGAAGAACGGUGGCUCCAGUAGGUACUCUCUUGUCAACGGCCCGAGGACCUGUACAAACGAAACUGUGCUCUAAACCCCCAUUCAUAAAGUCUCUUAUGAAAUGUAUCUUAAGAUUUUUUGUACUGUCUGUAUUUUGGUAAACAUAUCAAAGGUUUAUGAAAAUUUAAGCUGAUUUUUAUUUUUCGUCAGCUAAACAGAUCAAGCAAAUACGGUCAGCGUGUUAAUGUUAACACAUUUAUUAAUUCAUACACAAAAUUCAUUGUAGAAUACAUACUAUUAAUUCAUACACAACAUUCAUUGUAGAGUAGGUAAAUACUACUGGUUAAAAAGGUUCUCUCGUAAAAUAAAAAUGUUAAUUUAAACUUAUUAUUACGAUAAAUGUGCUAAUAUUGUAAAUUAAAACGUAAAAUU